AACUGUUUACAUGUCCUAAUCAUUCGAAAGAUUGCUCAGAAAACCAGGUGUUUUAAUCGGCGUAUGCUUACUUCGAUUAUGACUUUGCGGCGAUUAAGAUAAACAGUAAAGGGUUUACAUGACAAAUGCAAUACUUGGCCUUCUGCUAUAAUCACUUUUAUAUCGAAUUGUUGGUGUACAUGUAAAGGUACACAAUCAUGCCAUGUUUGGUCUCAUGUAGGUUAUUUCAAACAUUCCAAAAGCCAAACACAACCCAAUUAGAUUAUCCUAUUAAUUUUAGCUGUCAUUUUUAGAGACACACUUAUUUGAGACCGUUGUCAUAGUGAAGGGGUAGCAUAUUCUCUCUUCACCCAGUUUGUCCUCAGAGGCAAAAUGGCCGCUAUAGUUUCAUCGAUAUAAUUUUGCUUUAAAACUGUAUGCUCAUGAAGACGAUUAGAGACACAAUGUACAGACAGCGAGGUGUGCAGAUCGCGCCUGUAUUUCCCGCUUGGCACAAUCACUUUUUAACGCGGCGCCCCCCGUCUGGGGAUUGGAGCUCUGUCUUGUCAGUAAAUUAGCCCACCCUCUGAAUAUUAAAGUGCACUACUGGGGGGGAAACUGAGCCAGACAGCGAGACGGUGACGAAAAAAAUAACCAGUCACCAGACAAGGACGCGACAAGAGCGAGCUCGAGUCACCACUGCGUGUUGAAACUUGCAGUGAUGGAGGGGGAAAUGCAACCAGCCGACGAGGGUCUCUGCGCCCCAAAGAUGUGCAGUCAGCAGCGGGGUCCAUACAGCAGCCUCAAGACCUUCCCAAACAAGCGGUUGGUGGGGAAGGCGCGGUUCGACAGACCCACAAUGGUCGAUAUCCCACUGCUGGGAGACGGAGGCGGUCAUCACUACAAUCACAAUCUCAAUCACCAUCAUCCGUAUCAACAACAGUAUCAGCAACAGCGGCAGCAGCUCCACCAAACCUCCCUCACCAUCAGCAGCAGCAGCCAGUAUCUCGCGACACCGCAGCUGCAGCAGCAACAGCGUUUCCCAUGCGAUAACAGGCCCAGCAGUAGAGCCGCGACAUCUACCUCAGCAACAGUGGGGAGUGUGGCGGCAGCAUCACUUGGCUUCCAGGAGAGGGUCGGCAGCGGCACCGCGGUGCGCCAGGACCCCACGUAUUCGCCUGGAAAAGCCGAGCUCAACCACGAAUCUCCCGACUGCACUUACGGGAUAAGCUCAGAAAAUCGCCUCAUCUUGGAUGCCUUCGCACAGCAGUGUAGCCGGGUCCUCACUCUUCUCAACAACAACGGCCGGUUUGUGGAGCCUCAAGCUCCUCUGCCCUCCUCCCACAUCAAGCAGGAGGACAGCUGCCCCUCUGGACCUGGGGCGGAGUCAAGGCCAGUCGCGGGUCAGGGGGGUAAUUACCCCACCCUGGGCACGCCACAUCUUGACAAGAGCGCCACCGUCGACCCUGAUGACGAAGCCCAGCACAGCCACUGGAGCCAACAACAAACAUCCGCCUUCCUGCGCAUUUUCACUGAGUCCCUCCAGAGCUAUCUGCUCACCGGGAACCAACAGCCCCACCCGGGCCCGGGCCUCGAGGGAGAGCGAUGCCCACCAGCUGAGCCCGAGUCUGGGGGGUCGCCGGGCCACAACCUGGGGGGCUGGAACUCCCCGGCCCCCUCAGAUUCGUAUGGCCACCCCUCGUCCACCCUGCCGGAGGAGGAAGAGGAGGAGGAGGAGAGCUGCUGCCCUCGCUGUGUGGAGCUGGAGCAGGAGGUGCUGUGUCUGCAGCAGGAGAACGAAGAGCUGCGCAACAAGAUGGACAACAUACCAGCUCCCUGCCAGAAUGUGCUGGACUUCUUCAAGACUGUUCUCCAGCACCAUGACCAGUUUAUACAGCCCAUGGCAGAGGAACAACUAACAGAGGAAGAAGAACAGAAAACAUUAUAUGAGGGCAGUAAACAGCUCCUGGGGAACUACCCCCUCUUCAUCACCAACAAGCAGUGGGACGAGGCAGUCAACUCGUCCAAGAAAGAUGGCCGGCGGCUGCUGCGCUACCUGAUCCGGUUCGUCUUCACUACGGACGAGCUCAAGUACUCGUGCGGCCUGGGCAAGAGGAAACGCUCAGUUCACUCAGGAGAGCCUGGGCCGGAGAGACGGCCCCUCAACCCCGUCAAAGUCACCUGCCUCAGAGAGUUUAUCCGAAUGCACUGUGCCUCUAACCCGGACUGGUGGAUGCCUUCUGAGGAGCAGAUCAACAAGGUGUUCAGCGACGCGGUGGGCCAUGCUCGCCAGGGUCGGGCCGUGGGCACCUUCCUGGGCAGCAGUGGCAGUAGCACUAGCAGUCUUUACAUGGAGGCUUACGACGGGCCCCUGUCACAGGAGGAAGUGUACCUGAAGGGCUCUCACAAUGGCCUGGGGGAUUGAAAGGAGAAGGAAUGAAGCCUUGGUCAGGAUUCAAUCCAAGGUGCGUUAUUGAGAAGCACACUAGACAGCCGACAGUGCGCCUUUUUAAAGGCAAUUUCACAGAGAUCGCAUUCAUGGUGAACGCUGCAAAUGUUGUCUCAAGCGUAAAUUAGCUUUAAAGGGCACAUUGUUGGCUGUUUAGGGCGUUGCUCUACAAUGCGACUUGGAUUUAAUCCUGACCACUGUCUUCUAACAUGUGGCGUCACUCCUACGCGAUGUUAGUCCCUCAACCGAGGUGAUGAUGCUGCUGAUUUGUCACCACAGAUGGUUUGUUUACAUAGCAGGUUAGGAUAAUUAGUGUGGCAGGUUAGGAUAAUUAGUGUGGCAGGUUAGGAAAAGGGUUAGAGUUAGUCUUAGCUACAAUGCUAGUUGUAAACAACUGUUGUCCCCGACACGCCCACUAGAUGGCGAUGUGGGCCUACUCCAUCAAGCCACAACAGUAGAAUCCUAAACAGACCAUCUGUGGUGACAAGUCAUCAGUAUCAUAACACUGGUUCAGAUGAAACUAACGCUAUCUGACGUAAGACAAUGAGGAUGAGAAUGUUAGAACUGUAGGCCGAACCAACUGGUACUAACCUGCUCUUCUUCCGUAAUGCUACAGAGCAGGGCAGGAAAAUAACAUUCAAACAACAUUCAAGAGGAAAUAGUCUCCCCAUUGAACAUUCUAAAACAGCUGUUUUUGGGGCUUAUUUUCUUGGGGGGGUUCUGCUCAAAUGUUCCAAUGUUGUAAUAUGCAUUUAUUAAGUUACAUGAAAGCAUUCAACUGUUUGUAAAACUACAACGCUAGUUUUCCCUCAGUCUUCCUUCUGCCAUUGCUUUGUGGAAAAUUUUAGAAAAGGGUUACAUACAGUAAUACAGAAUUUCGCAAACUAAGGGAGCUACAGCAAUCAGUAGGUCUGACUGUAACUGGGUCAUUUCCAAAUGACAAUUAAGACAAAUCUAGUGUGUAGUUUUUCAAUGAGGAUUAUAACAGUUUCCUUUUGCUAUAGAACAUGGCCAAGAAUAUACUGGAAUGUACUGUACUAUGAUGUACUGAUUGAGAUGGUCGUUAUGAUAUCUGUAAUGAGAAGAGAAAAUGAGACAUUAUCCUUCCUUGUACAGAUAUAUUAUGUUGGCUACUUUAGACAAAACUCCCUCUUGUAUUAUGUUCUGGCUGACGCCCAAACCCACGUGGUACACGACACACUGCGCCCCACUGGUCUAAAUACAGUCUUCAGAAAGUCAUAUUCCGGUUGUCUCAGAGAGCAGCUACAUUGGUUGGUUCUCUGAAACUUUUUCCUGGGGGUUUGAAAAGCCAUCAAUUGUAUUGGAAGGGGGCGGAGCCCGGCAGAUGUGUGUGGCUGUGCCUGUGGGUGUUUGGGUACGAUAGACAGAUGAGAACCAACCAGAAAAAGCACAGCCCAUUUCAUUAUUGACACAUCGUGCUGACAACAUCAAACAGCCUCCCUCCCCAGACUCAGAGGCCUGGAUCUUUGGUAUCAGCCAGGCAACUUAUGCUAACCAAAGAUAAUUAAAGUAGACAUGCAGGAUUUGUGCAACUGUACGAUGACUAUUGAUUGAUGGAUUGCCAUUGAUUGUAUUUAAUCGUGAUACAUUUCAAUUCAUUGAUGGUAAAUAUUCAAGAGAUUGGUGGUAGAGAAAACCACAAAAGCCCAGACGAGUUUGAAACUUUGGAAUGAUAACCCCCCCACACACACACACACGCACACACACACAGCAAGAAACACUAUAUUUGAAAUGCCUUAAAGGUCCAGUGCAGUCAAAUCUAGAUGUCCUGUGUCUGAUAUAUAUUUCCGCACUAGGAGGUUGGAAUAAUACUGUGAAAAUCCUAAUAAUGCCCUUAUCGUGUAAGAGCUGUUUGAAACGACUGCCAGAAAUGUCAGCCUGUUUUGGUGGGAUGGAGUUUUGGCCUGCCUGUUGACAUCACCAGGUGGUAAAUUAGUUAGACCAAUAAGAAAGAGAGUUCCAAAUCUCUCUGCCAAUAACAGAUCGUUUUCUGUUUUCCCCUCCCCACUCAGACCACUCACAGACAGUCUCUUUGCUAAGAAGCUAUUUCUGUUUCCUUUUUACCAUUUUAAUUGAAACCAAUCACAGUAAGAUACUUAAUUGUUACCCUGAAAUGAUUUGAUGUUGAGAUAAAAAUGGCUGCAUUGGACCUUUAAGAUAAACUUUAACACCCAUGUGUAUAUCUAUAGUUCUGAUGACUUAGUUGUUCAGAACAUGGUGCUUGCAUCACUGAGUUAUGGGUUUGCCACAUGGGCCACAUAAUACUGAAUAGUGUACUGUAUGUGUGUUAACUGUGUUUGCUAAAUGACUAUAAUAUUAUAAUUAUACUCCCAAGAACUACAGUACCCAUAAUGCUAGCUAGUGUCAGACUGCUUCUAGACUACUAAAAUCAUAAGAUAAGGGCGGCAGGUAGUCUUAUCGUUUAGAGCGUUUGGGCAGUAACCGAAAGGUUACUAGUUCGAAUCCUCAAGGUGAGAAAUCUGUUGAUGUGCCCUUGAGUAAGGCACUUACCCCAAAUUGCUCCAUGGUCACCAUUGAUAAUGGCAGACCCUGACCCGUGACUCCACUCUCCACAGGUGUCUCAGGGAGAGUGGGAUAUGCAAAAAACACAUUCCCAAUUAAUACACACUUGUGUGAAAUAGGACAAAUGUAAGCACCCACCAAGUUUAUUAUUUGUAUUAUUAUUAUAUACCAUAGAUGUGUAGUAGAGAGCUCCUCUCGAUGGCCACUUCUGUGACAGCAUGGGCAGCUCCUCAUAGGGCUUUCCCCAUUUUGGUGUCAUCAACUGGGUAGGACUUGCUAUGAGUUAAGGAAGGAUCAUAGAAUUCCAUCCAGGACAGCAGGGUCAGUCAACCAAUUAAUUAUACUCCUGAGCAAAUAUUCCGUAACUGCAGGUGGCAGUAAAUCACCAACCUUGACUUUAUACCUGUUCUUUACACACUUCAGCAUAGUAGCUGUUGGUAUGCACCUUUUCAGUUUAUUUUCAAACUACCUACACUCAAACUUGAAGUACAAGAAGAAGAAAUUAUCUACUUAAAAAUGUCGAUAUCCCUCAAUGCGCUGCCCAAACUGUCACAGAAGCGACCGUUGAGAAGAGCUCUCUAGUACACAUCUAAUGAAGAGAUUUGAGCCUUUCACCUUCCAAAACACCUGCCAUUAUACUAACUGUUGCAGAAUUCAUCAUUAUGUUACUUCCUGGUCUUUCAGUCAUUUCUGGAGUUGAUUAUAAUAGAGAAUGUCAAUAAGUGAAGAAGAUGUUCAUCAAUACCAAACAUUUUCUCUCACAGUCCUUAACUAUACUAAAUAUCUAUCAAUGUGGCUUCAACCAAAGCAGUGAUUCAUUGUGAAUCAUUGUACCAAUAGGGAGAGAGAAGUCUGCUGUGUUUUUCAUUAUACUUAUUUAAUUUGGGACAUUCUUGUCCUUCGAUAGUGUACUGCACUCGUUUUAUACAUUUGAAUGUAUAACAUUUUACUGUUGACUACAACUUGGUAAAGUUACAUUGAAAAACAAAGACAUGCAGUGUGUGUGUGGUGAAUAACUAUAAUAAUAACAUAAUUGUUAAUAACAAUAGCCCAUUUGAAAAGUGUGUAAAGGUAGUCUUUAAAUAUGUAUUCUCUCUUAAAUGCCUCAGCAAAGUAGAAAAGUGCCACAGAGACCUUGUUAGUGAGGUUCUGUUGUCGUGACGCGUACUGUUUUGAUUGUAAAUAUUUCCCCGUGAUUACUGCACAUUCUGACAAAUAAUCCUUUAUUCUCCAAGUGACUGUGUCAACACUGUGAAACUCCCAAGUAGAUUUUUACAACAAUAUGAUGCUUGUGUUUUUAUUUAUGAUGAAAUAAACAUUCCAUCCUAUUUGA
Oncorhynchus keta (chum salmon) is the source of this 6305-nucleotide messenger RNA. Its product is annotated as BEN domain-containing protein 4. The coding region runs from base 701 to 2404 and encodes 567 amino acids. NCBI's taxonomy places the organism in Eukaryota, Metazoa, Chordata, Actinopteri, Salmoniformes, Salmonidae. The record is from RefSeq and is a predicted model, not a curated record. The transcript has 6 exons. Gene Ontology annotation, molecular function: DNA binding.